AGAGGUUCCAUCCACGGAUCCUCCUACUGCAUCACAGUCGUGGCUGUCACAUGGGCUUGAACGGACGGCAACACCAAUUUCAUCCCCACAAGAGUUUUUCCAUCUUCAUUGUUUUUCGACCUGGUCACUUCGUUUGCAUUGACAUGCCUUCGUAUCCGUCCGCCUCGCAGAAGGCAGCGCAGCAGGCUGCCGCGGAGCUGGCCAUCAACGACGGCGACGUCCCUUUUUACAAAUCGCAGCCCAUUUCCCGCUUCUCACUGGGCGAUGAUGAUGAGGCGGUGCUGGCGGCUGCCGGACCGGUGCGACCACGAGAGCGCAGUGCCACCUUCCACACCGCGCUCUCCCUCUCCGCGAGUGCGGUGACUUCAACCGGUGGCCCCGUCUCCGCGGCGGAGAAGGAGGCGUCGUGGCACGAGGCGAGACCGGGCAACUCCCCUCUCGCCAACGGCAACCUUUCCUGCCUCGCCUCGUCGCACAACACCCGCAACGGCAGAGUGAGCGGGCCGCAGGGUGGGACGCCGCGCUCACACGGGGCGAGCUUAAACCUAUCAUCCAGUCAGCGCCACAUUGAGCGAAUGUCGCUGCCGCGUGACCCGCAGGGCGUUCCGUUUGAGCCGCCUCAGCCGAAUUAUGGGCCGGUGCUGAACUUCACCGAGGAGGAGGAGCGCGACCGGCAGCAGCAGGCCAAGUCCCCCCGCGCCCCGCGCACGACUCUUCCUCCCCGUUUGGCAGGCAAGCCACGGAGCUUCUCUUCCACCGCCGUGGCGCACGGCUCAGCGACGGAGAAAGCCGCGGCAGCACCGUCGAAGCCACGGCCGCUCUCCGCCGCGCAGCAAGCACGACUGGAGAAACUCGCCGCACCAAGGAAGUACCCCAGCCCGGCAGAGGCGGCGCCCGAGCCCGUCCCUCAUUCGCGCUCCACCACAACGAACGGGAGCGGGGCAGGUUCCUCGGGCGGCAUCUUCGAUCGGCUCUACGCCUCGCGAAAGCAGACGAGCUCUCCACCGCCGGAAGAGAGACGGCCGAGUACAUCUUCUUUUCCUCCUCCGCUCCCUCUGCCACGUCCGCGCAGCGGGGGCUCGCACACGCCCGUGACAACGCCGUCGACGCAGCCACCAGCGGUGCUUUUUCAGCGCCUCGCCCAGCCAAAGAACGCGCCGCCGGUGCACAAGGAUGCAAGUGGCCUGGUGGAGUACAACCCCUACGCCCCGGUUAAGCGGUACUACGGCGGGACGACGGUGAUUUCGGCUCCUCCCACCCUAUCCGCCGCGGCUGCUGGUGGUGGACCGUCGCCCACGUCAAACGUCGCCGGCAGCGACGAUUCCCGCCCCGCGAAAGUGAGCUGGGACAUGGUGGACCGCCAUGCGCUGCCUCGUUCCCAGCAGGCCCUGGGCGCUUCCCAGAAGAGCGUGUGUGUGGAGUGCGGACAGCACCCGCCGACAGAGCAGACGGUCGAGGUGGCUGCCCAGCUGCUGUCUGGCUCGCCGAACCACGCGUCUGCCGCGCAGCCCCUGGCCCCACGACCGGUGAUCGUUGCAAGGCCCGUCACCGCUGCUCCUGCCGCAACUUCUACUGCUUCUACUGGGCUGGUGGACAGUUCUUCCGCAACCCCAGCAAGCACGCCCACCGUGGUGCAAUCGUCUCCGGCGAAGUCCAGUGGCACCAAACCCCCAACUGUCGUCCGCACCCGCCGAUUUGUGCCACCGACAGAGGAGGAGGCUGCCGCGGCCGUCGCGGCACCGCAGCCGGUCGAGGCAACGAGACGACGCAGCACCCCGCUGUCCGCGCACCGCGAUGCCUUCCCGGAGAAUUCCGCGCCGGCUGCGGCUGCGGCUGCAGCUGUGGACACGCAGGUGUGUGCACCAGCGGAAGCCGCUCCACGUUCUUCUGCAGCUCCCACCCCGUCGCCCACACACAAGGUGGUGCAGGUGGUGAAGCGAGGACCGCGACGAGCCCCGUCGCCUCUCGCCCCCGCCGCUGCGCCGGAGACUACGCCAGUCACACUCACGCCUGCAAUGCCAGCCGCCGUUGUUUCUUCGUCGUCGCCCCCAUCGUCGUCCUCCGCGGCCCCGCCAGCCGGAGAGGUGGAGGGGAUAGCAAACGGGGCUGGUGAGGAGAGGAAGGAGAGCGCAGCGGCGGAGGCGGAGGACAGCAAAAAGGAAGGGGAGCAGCCGUCGCGUGUAGCUCCCCCGACGCCGAAGUCCGCCACUUCUCCCAAAGCACGCGGUGGGGAGUUGGUGUACGAGCGGCUCGCCCCUCCGCCGAUCCCGCUGGACAAGUUGAAGACGCACCGACACUCGCACAAGAAGAAGUGUGUUCGCCCUCCCAAGCCGGAGAUCCUGAAGGAUGAGGACUUCGCCUGCCGUCUGGAGGAUUUCUCGCCGGAGCCACGCCGACCUGUCGUGAUCAAGAAGACGAAACCGCAGGCCGCAAGUAAGAAGGCGGCGGCAACGCCGAAGCAUUAA
Molecule: messenger RNA, 2465 nt
Organism: Leptomonas pyrrhocoris
Lineage: Eukaryota; Euglenozoa; Kinetoplastea; Trypanosomatida; Trypanosomatidae
Exons: 1
Coding region: 144-2465 (773 amino acids)
Source: RefSeq, a predicted model, not a curated record